UUACUUUUAAAGCCAUAUCUUAGAUUUUGUUGCUUUCCUAUUUGAUAAAUUAAUUCUAUAUAUCAUUUGUUGUGACAUAAAUUGAUAGCUUAGGUGUGGAAUAUAUAUUGAGUUUGAGUUUGUGUGUAGUUGUCAAUUAUUACAAUAGUGGUGACGAUGUCUACCAUAGACCCAAACCCAAAAACUUACGCUCCAUCGAACUCAACUGAAUCCGAGAAACUGAAACUUUACCAAGCUCUUAUCUUGUCUGCUAUCUGUUUCACAUUCAUCGUCCUCAUACUUCUUUACAUCAUUCGUCGAAAAUGUACCAACGUUGAUAGGUCUUCUCUUGGAAUGCCUCCUGGUGCCUUCCCCAUCAACUUUAAUCUCUCAACGGUUGAAUUAGGACUGAGCAAAGACAUAAGAGAGAUGCUUCCCGUUGUUAUCUACAAGGAGAGUUUCACAGUCAAAGAUUCACAAUGUUCAGUUUGUCUUGCGGACUACCAAGCAGAAGAGAAACUCCAACAAAUGCCAGCAUGUGGGCACACUUUUCACAUGGAGUGUAUUGAUCGUUGGCUCACAUCACACACAACGUGCCCUCUUUGUCGUCUCUCUCUUAUCCCCAAACCGUCCCUAGACCUGUCCCAGCAAACCCCAGAGAUAGUCUCUCCCAUAGAAAACUUUAAUGGAGGAGAAGCUUCGGCUCAACCAGAUUCCCAGUCAACAACCGAAGCAAUAAGUCACAUCGAUGAUGGCCAAGAAGGUAACCGAGAUAGUCAAGAGGUCUCUAAGGAACCGGCCGAAGAGAAUGACCCAAACAGCGUAGGGACAUCUGAUGGUUGUCGUACUUGUAGACUUGGUUAAAACGCAUAAAGCUCUGUCUUGUCUUUUGAUGAUAUUUGGGUAAGAAAUAAGGAUUUUUGUUUUCUC
Molecule: messenger RNA, 909 nt
Organism: Arabidopsis lyrata subsp. lyrata
Lineage: Eukaryota; Viridiplantae; Streptophyta; Magnoliopsida; Brassicales; Brassicaceae
Product: RING-H2 finger protein ATL7-like
Exons: 3
Coding region: 157-843 (228 amino acids)
Source: RefSeq, a predicted model, not a curated record